Molecule: messenger RNA, 6838 nt
Organism: Haliotis rubra (blacklip abalone)
Lineage: Eukaryota; Metazoa; Mollusca; Gastropoda; Lepetellida; Haliotidae
Product: translocation protein SEC63 homolog
Exons: 18
Coding region: 44-2377 (777 amino acids)
Biological process (GO): post-translational protein targeting to endoplasmic reticulum membrane; SRP-dependent cotranslational protein targeting to membrane
Cellular component (GO): Sec62/Sec63 complex
Molecular function (GO): RNA binding; transmembrane protein transporter activity
Source: RefSeq, a predicted model, not a curated record
CGACUUCCUUUAUCAAGACGGAAGCGACGUAAACAGAGCCAAGAUGCCUGGCAUGCAGUUUGAGUAUGAUGAGGAGGGGGGAACUUUCUACUAUUUCCUUCUUUCCUUUUGGGGCCUGGUCCUCAUACCGGCUACAUAUUAUCUAUGGCCACGGACUAAACCUAAAGAUGAGUCACAACAAUCGCGGGUCCAGUGUAGCUGUGAGCCGUGUCAGCUGAAGAAAACUCUGCUCAAGUCCAAGGACUCCUGGUUCCAUGCUAAGGACAAAUCACUGAAAAUUGGCUUGAUAAUUGGCUGGUUGAUCUUUUUCCUGUUGGCCUACAAGGUGUCCAAAAUACAGAUGGACUAUGUUGAAUAUGACCCUUUCCAGGAACUUGAAGUUGAUAGAGGUGCCAGCCCUGGAGAGAUCAAGAAGGCCUACAGGAAGCUCAGUUUGAUCUACCAUCCUGACAAGCAGACUGGAGACCCCAAGAAGUUUAUGAGAAUAGCCAAAGCUUUUGCUGCACUGACAGAUGAAGAAUCUCGCAAGAACUGGGAGGAGUAUGGGAACCCUGAUGGUCCUGGAGCUACCAGAUUCGGUAUAGCUCUGCCCAAGUGGAUUGUUGAGAGGGAAAACUCCAUGUGGGUGCUUGCUGCCUAUCUCCUGGUCUUCAUGAUUCUCAUGCCGAUCAUUGUGGGCAUGUGGUGGUAUCGAUCAAUCAAGUUCAGUGGAGAUCAGAUUCUGCUGGAUACGACACAUCUCUACUUCUACUUCAUUAGCCGAACUCCAAACAUGAUUCUCAAACGUGCCGUAAUGAUACUGGGAGCAUCAUUUGAAUUUGACCGCUUUCACAAUACUGAGAUUGCAAACAGACCAAGCGACAAUGAAGAAAUUCCAACACUGAUGAAGCUGUUGCCCAACAUCCAGAAGGAGAACAAGAAGCCACCACUGUGUUACCCAUACAGCAUCAAGGCCCGUGCCCUCAUCCUGGCUCACUGCCAGAGGAUGCCACUCCCACCACUCAGUCUGGACCUCGACAAACAGUACAUCCUGAACAAAUGCCCCUACCUUCUGAAUGAGAUGAUCAACAUUUGUGCCCAGCAGGUUGCCAUGGCAAUGGCAGGAAGAUUGCAGCAGAGCCCCCGUCUGGACACAGUUGAGAACCUGAUGAAGCUGAGUCAGAUGAUCAUACAGGCCCUGGAGGAGAAGUCCAGCUCGCUGCUGCAACUGCCCCACAUCACACAGGACAUGCUGAGACACUUCGUGGGCAAGAAGAGGAACAUUCGCACCAUCCGUGACUUGGUAUCGAUGAAAGAGGAAGAUCGACGCUCAAUGCUGCGUGGUCUGAAUGACAGCGAAUACAAUGAUGUGAUGAACGUCUGUGCAAGCAUGCCUGAUGUCAUCAUGGAAGUAACGUCUGAGGUUCUUGAUGAUGAAGACAAAUCUAUCACUGCUGGAUCGAUUGUCACUGUAACUGUGAGACUGACACGCGAACAUCUGGGUUUGAAGUUGAAUCGGGAAUUGCCAGCCUCUGAAGGAGUUGAAGAUGUUGUUGACAAUGAUGGAGAUGAAGAUGCUGAGGAUGGUGAAGAGAAACAGACAAAUGCCUCCCCCCAGAACAAGCCCAAGGUGUGGGAGAAACAGAAGAAGAAAGGCAAGAAGGGAGGAGCCAAGCAGAAGAAGAAGACCAAGCAAGCCAACCAAUGGAAGCCUGCAGCUCCACAAGCCAAACCAGAUGCAGCACAGAACAAUGGGAAAACAGCCAAAGCAGCAGAGGCAGCAGCAGAAGGAGCUGAAGAUGACGAGCAUGAAGAUGUGCCUGAGAAGAAGGUGCAAGACUCGCAUGUUGAGGAGUCAGAGGAUGAGGAGAGAAAUGACUCAGAGGAGGAACAAGAAGAGACUAAGAAGCCUGUCAAAGCUGAGGACGAGGAGAAGGAUGAAGAAGAGGAAGAAGACUGGUCAAAGUUCCAGGAAGAAUCAAGGAAAGAGAACUCUCUGGAAACCAAGAGCAAGGAGAGCCAUAUUGUUCACUGCCCAUAUUUCUCUACAGAGAAGCAGGAAUGGUGGUGGUUGUACGUGGCAGACAGGAAACACCAUCACCUCAUCACUGCACCUGUACAGAUUUGUAGCCUGAAGAAGGAUGAGGAGGUCCAGCUCAAGUUCUCAGCCCCUCGUAAACCUGGCUCAUACCAGUACUCUGUCAUCCUACGCUCAGACUCAUAUCUGCUUGACUUUGACAAAAUAUCCAACAUCAAGCUGGAUGUGAAGGAGGCGAAGGUUGUGUCCGACCACCCGCAGUGGGACAUCUCAGACGACGAGGCGGAGAAGGAGGAUGGCGCCGGAGAAGACACAGAGGAGGAUAGCGACUACUCUUCUGAGGAGGAUGACGAUGAUUAGGAGGGGUGACAGGAGGGAGGGGAGGGAGGGAUGACGUAUGCGAGGUUGUACAGAAGAUAUUGAUUUGUUAACCAAGGAGGAUGAAUUCAGGUCAGGGAGUUGGGGAUGCAGAAGAGAAAAGUGCACAUUUAUAUGUAAGAAGUGUCUGAUGGGUGAAUGUCUGAUGGUAGGAUAAUAUUGAGGGUGGUUGAUACAUAUUUAUGAUAAGGUUAGCAUGUGGAAGGGAGGAGUAUGAGUACACAGAAUGAGUGUGCAAGCUUGUUAUCUCAUAUAAUACAUUGGAGGAGAGAUUUCCUACAACAUUGUUGUGACAAUAAAGUCCGUGAUUGCUAUCUCGUUUACAGUAUAUUAGUUGGGGUCAUGUUGUUAUAUCCCAGUUGGGUGGAGACUGUCCCUUUGGGGCAGUAUGGUCUAUACCAAAUAUGUUGACAAGCACUGAAGACGGAUGUGUAUGUGGAUUGUGUGUAUGGUGUAAGUGUUAAACAGAUCAUAGCAGUAGAUGCUCCAGUCUUCACAGAUGCUAUCCCUUGAUGGAACAAGUACAUAUUGUCAGGAAGGUAACAAAAGCAUGAAAAUUGUCCUUCACAAAUCAUUCAGGAAUUCAUCAUUUAUGAUAAGGGUCAGCCCUCUGGAGUGAACAUUGAAGAUCUUAUGUACAUUAUAGGGAUUGGUGAUCUGGAUUGAACAUAAAGGAACUGGUCAGCCAUUGCAGGCCCACCAUCUGGAGUGAGCAUUAAUGGAUCUGUCAUUUAUUGCAGGGUCGCCAACAAAACAGUUGAGUGUCACAGAUUUAGGGUACUUAAAUAGAUCACCGCUUCUGUUUUAAUGUAAACUGUCAUUCUGUUGAAACAGUUUCGAUUAUUCAAAACAAAUGUCUUUGGUUAUGUUACAUCAUGGGUCAGAUAUAUCAGAAUCACUUUAAGUCUCACUGUUUACUGCUCCUGCAUGAAGACCAAAACCUUGGUGUCGUUCUCCCAGUGAUCAGUGACCAGUCAAUGUGCUCCAGUGUAACUUUAGCAUCAGGGUAAGAGGACAAAUCGCAACUGUUGUGAUGUCUGGUUGACUAUAGCUGCUGAUUGAGACUGAAUGAUACAAAUAUUAUAAGAGAUCAAAGGGUCUGUAAAAGAUGAUGAAUGUUAUAUAGAUAUUUUGUUCAAUGUUUUGUAAUAAAAUGUGACCAUGUUCAAAGCUGUGUUUGGAUCAGUUUUAUAGACUUACUGCUUAAACAUUUCAGCAUAGCAUUUUCUCAUCUGUGGGCAUUUAUAACUCAUUUAUCGUUUGUGUGUCUCUGUUCAUUUGACAAAAAAUCGCAAGUUGGAAGAGUGCUGUCAUGCCAAGAAAAUAUGUUCCCUCCAUAAUGUAUUGACCUGUUUAACACACAGCUCCUUUGAACAUUGAAUUAUACAUUGAAUCAUACAAUAAUUAAACCAGCAUCCUUCCCAGAAAUCUGCAACAGUUAUUAUUUGUACUACUCAAAGGGAGACUACUCUUCAUGCCUAUUUUCGCCAUUUCCUGAUGGGUUUCAGAUGUGUGAAAUGUUCCAUUGUGCACCAUAACAUUUGAAUUUGUAAACAGUACUUUCAAAUAGCUGGAAUAAAACUAAACUGAAAUUGCCUUAGUCUAGCCCUACUUCAAGUCUGUUUUGUACAUUUGUUUCUAGAUAAUUUAUGGAUUAUUUUUUAUUUAGAAUCAAUCAUUUUGUAUGGUCUGAAUACUGUGUCAAGUUAUGCUGGUAGAGUGCUCACAUUGUUUCUUUUGAUGCUGUCUUGGCUGUAGAGUUUGGUAAUGGUUACAGCUUAUGUCGUCAGGAGCUUCAAGUAAUAUGUGUGGAUGAUGAUGUGAAGAGUAACCAUUAACUGCCACAUCAUAGCAGGCCAGACAGGGCCAACUUCGUUUUCAUCUUGUAUGCCUUAUCUUUGGUUUGCAGAACAUGAGAAACAUAUAUUUGAUUGAAAGAAUUCCUUAUCAUCAAACCAUAAUAAAUAUAUAAUUAACCUGCCUCAGAAUCAAUGUUCUUUUUCAAAUUAUGACCAAGACCAUGUUCCCCAAAGACAUUUUAGUACAGUACCGAAGUUCGUCCUUGGAAACUUGCCCAUGAUUCUGACAGUCAUGGUUCAAAGAUGGCAUUGUAGGAUUGGAGCCUUAAGCCUGAAGUUGACAUUACAGGGAAUGGUCUGAAAUCAAUGUGGACAAGCUACAUAUGUCAUCUGCAUCAUGCUGCAAUGGCAGGGGAAAUAUGUGUAAUAUUUGAACAUUUGAAAUAAUACUAGUCUGACCUUGAACCAAAUAUAAUGUUGCCUGUAUGUCUGAGAUGUGUACCAGCAUAUUGUUACUAAUAUAAUCACAAAUCGCCUGCAGUUACAAUUAAAGGAAGGUUGAUUUUCCAUUACUGUAAUUGUUGUUUGUUUAACACUGGUAAUAUGAAUAGCAAUGAAGAGACAGAAUGUGUACAUAGUAAUAUACGGGAUACCACUGUUAUGGCAAAGUUUGAACAUUUUGGUGUUAGAGGGAUUUUCAGAAAAUAUAUUUAUGUGAUGAAAUAAACAGCUUUCUUGUUGAAGGUAUCAUGUUUGUAAAUAGCUUAUUAAUCCCAUUUUGUAAAUAAAAUCUGAAAUAGUGUACCUAAGAACUCUACCUAAAACUGAGCUGUAAAGAAUAUCUGAAGAUGUCUUGAUGUUUCAUUGGUUAUUUAUAUGGAAAAUCCUUUACAAAUAUGCUCUUUGACUGUCCAGAGUUCUAUAAUUUACAGUAAGGCUGUACUUGGCAUCUGCUAUAUCUGGUGGUGUUAGAAUGGGGGAUCACUGCAUGGCAAGUUGUCAAAGCAAAACACUGUUUACUCCCAUAGCUGCUGUACCAUGUGACCUUGGCUAGUCAUGCAUGCAUGCAAUACUUACUGUACCAUGUGACCAUGGCUAGUCAUGCAUGCAGGAGGUGCUGUACCAUGUGACCAAGGCUAGUCAUGCAUGCAAGAGCUGCUGUACCAUGUGACCAAGGCUAGUCAUGCAUGCAGUACUUACUGUACCAUGUGACCAUGGCUAGUCAUGCAUGCAGGAGCUGAUGUACCAUGUGACCAUGGCUAGUCAUGCAUGCAGUAACUGCUGUAUCGUGACCAUGGCUAGACAUGCAUGCAGGAGCUGCUGUACCAUGUGAUCAAGGCUAGUCAUGCAUGCAGGAGCUGCUGUACCAUGGCUAGUCAUGCAUGCAGGAGCUGCUGUAUCAUGUGACAAUGGCUAGACCUGCAUGCAGGAGCUGCUGUAUCAUGUGACAAUGGCUAGACCUGCAUGCAGGAGCUGCUGUACCAUGUGACCAAGGCUAGUCAUGCAUGCAGUAACUGCUGUAUCAUGUGACCAUGGCUAGACAUGCAUGCAGGAGCUGCUGUAUCAUGUGACAAUGGCUAGACCUGCAUGCAGGAGCUGCUGUACCAUGUGACAAUGGCUAGACCUGCAUGCAGUAGCUGCUGUACCAUGUGACCAAGGCUAGUCAUGCAUGCAGUAACUGCUGUAUCAUGUGACCAUGGCUAGACAUGCAUGCAGGAGCUGCUGUACCAUGUGACCAAAGCUAGUCAUGCAUGCAGUAACUGCUGUACCAUGUGACCAUGGCUAGUCAUGCAUGCAGGAGCUGCUGUACCAUGUGACCAAAGCUAGUCAUGCAUGCAGUUACUGCUGUACCAUGUGACCAAGGCUAGUCAUGCAUGCAGUAACUGCUGUACCAUGUGACCAUGGCUAGUCAUGCAUGCAGGAGCUGCUGUACCAUGUGACCAAAGCUAGUCAUGCAUGCAGUAACUGCUGUACCAUGUGACCAGGGCUAGUCAUGCAUGCAGUAGCUGCUGUGCCAUGUGACCAGGACCAAGCUAGUCAUGCAUGCAGUAACUGCUGUACCAUGUGACCAUGGCUAGUCAUGCAUGCAGGAGCUGCUGUACCAUGUGACCAAGCUAGUCAUGCAUGAAGUAGCUGCUGUACCAUGUGACCAGGGCUGGUCAUGCAUGCAGUAACUGCUGUACCAGGGCUAGUCAUGCAUGCAGUAACUGCUGUACCAGGGCUAGUCAUGCAUGCAGUUACUGCUGUACCAUGUGACCAUGGCUAGUCAUGCAUGCAGUAACUGCUGUACCAUGGCUAGUCAUGCAUGCAGUAACUGCUGUACCAUGGUGUACCAGGCUUCAUGCAUGCAGUAACUGCUGUACCAUGUGGCCAUGGCUAGGUAGGCAUAUUUCCAGAUAUACUCCAGAUCAUGUACAUUUCCUUGCUUGUCAGUCAGAUGUAGAUGAACACAUUGCAUCAUAAAUUCCUGAAAUCAACAGGUCCAGUAACUGUUGUGACCUUCCCCUUGACUGACAUCAACCCUCAAGAUAACAUAGAUGAUCCAUCAUUCUGCUCAUGUUACUUUCUUACAUUUUCCUGUGUCAGUUAUAGCAGUGUGAAGAGUUUCUUUACAUAAAAAUACAAUAAACUAUUUUCAACGUCA